ACUACCUUGAGUAAUUAAUUGAUUUUAUUUUAGUUAAUAUUAUUAUGGCCACCACCGCCACGGAAACAGCUCCGGCGGCGGCUCCUCCGGAAGAAACUCCGGCAGCGGCGGCUCCGGAAGAAACUCCGGCGGCAGCGCUGCCGGAAACUGCAGACACAGCUGCAGCAGCCUCGACGGAAGCUUUGGAUGUAGAGAAGGCUGAAGAAACAACGGCUGAUGUGCCUACGGCGAACAAACUUUCCGAUGAACAUUUCUUUGCCAUCGCCGACAUUGUCUUGAGGUUUUUACUAUUUUCGGCAUCUUUGGUGGUCGUCGUGCUUUUGGCGACCGGAAAGCAGACCAAAGGCGUCCCGACUCCGGCCAAAUUUGAACACUCGCCGUCACUCAUAUACGUUGUAGCAGCAUUCUCGGUUGCAGGUCUCUACAGCAUUAUCACAUAUCUCCUCUCGCUUUAUGCCAUACUAAUAAAGCCAGGAUUUUGUCCAGAAAUUUUGUCUCAAUUCAUCAUAUUUGAUGUGAUACUGCUCGGAAUUGUAGCCGUAGCGACCGGAGCAAUAGGAACAAUCGGGUACCUAAGUCUUAAAGGAGAUUCCCAUGUCGGUUGGAAAAAGGUUUGUAGCGUUUACGAUAUCUUUUGCAAACAUGUCAGUGCUUCUGCCGGUGUGUCUGUAUUUGCAAGCGCCGUGGUUGCGGUAUUGGUGUUAUUCUCGAUUUUCGCCCUAUUGAAAAAGGUCCCUAAAUAGAGGGAUCAAUAUAAUGUGUCCCGAAGUAGAUGACCGAUCAAUCGAUCGAUCGAUCUCGGCGUAAACAUCAUUUCUUUGUUGAAUUUCUACGCUCAAAAUUGUUAUGUAUAGUGAAUUGUGUUUGUUUCACAAGUUUGUAAUUAAUUUUCAUGGGAAACAAUUUGUUUGUACGAUGUAAUUUGUGUAUAUUUGGUUGUGGAUUAUUUGUGUGUUUGUUUGAAUCUUGUAUAUAUGACUAUAUGUAUUGUCAAUUGUUGGU
Molecule: messenger RNA, 1002 nt
Organism: Andrographis paniculata
Lineage: Eukaryota; Viridiplantae; Streptophyta; Magnoliopsida; Lamiales; Acanthaceae
Product: CASP-like protein 1
Exons: 3
Coding region: 45-743 (232 amino acids)
Source: RefSeq, a predicted model, not a curated record